Hipposideros armiger (great roundleaf bat) is the source of this 1575-nucleotide messenger RNA. It is a transcript of the gene WRAP73, whose product is annotated as WD repeat containing, antisense to TP73. Lineage: Eukaryota; Metazoa; Chordata; Mammalia; Chiroptera; Hipposideridae. Gene Ontology annotation, biological process: microtubule anchoring at mitotic spindle pole body. The record is from RefSeq and is a predicted model, not a curated record. Gene Ontology annotation, molecular function: protein binding. The transcript has 11 exons. Gene Ontology annotation, cellular component: MWP complex; microtubule organizing center. The coding region runs from base 81 to 1385 and encodes 434 amino acids.
CGGGCGCCCGUGGCAUCUCCAGCUCCGGGUCCGGUGCAGGGUCCCGGGUCCGGGGUCCCGCGUGGUGGGCGGUGGCCACCAUGAACUUCUCCGAGCUGUUCAAGCUCUCCAGUCAGCUCUGCAAGUUCUCCCCGGACGGCAAGUACCUGGCUUCCUGUGUCCAGUACCGGUUAGUGGUCCGGGAUGUGGAGACCCUUCAGAUCCUUCAGCUGUACACGUGCCUGGACCAGAUCCAGCACGUCGAGUGGUCGGCCGACUCUCGCUUCAUCCUGUGUGCCAUGUACAAACGGGGGCUGGUGCAGGUGUGGUCUUUGGAACAGCCAGAAUGGCACUGCAAGAUAGACGAGGGGUCGGCAGGGCUGGUGGCUUCCUGCUGGAGCCCCGAUGGACGUCACAUCCUCAACACGACCGAGUUCCACCUCCUCUUGCUGGUAGGAAUCUCCUUUUCCAGGGACGGCCGCUACCUGGCCUUGGCCGAGAGGAGGGACUGCAAGGACUACGUGAGCGUCUUUGUCUGCAGCGACUGGCAGCUGCUGCGGCACUUUGAUACCGACACCCAGGAUCUCGCGGGCAUUGAGUGGGCCCCGAACGGCUGUGUGCUGGCCGCGUGGGACACCUGUUUGGAGUAUAAGAUCCUGCUCUACUCCCUGGACGGCCGGCUCCUGUCAGCGUACUGUGCUUACGAGUGGUCCCUGGGCAUCAAGUCCGUGGCCUGGAGCCCCAGCAGUCAGUUCCUGGCGGUCGGGAGCUAUGACGGGAAGGUGCGCGUGCUGAAUCACGUGACGUGGAAGGUGAUCACAGAGUUUGGACAUCCUGCAACCAUUGGUGACCCUAAAAUAGUGGUGUAUAAGGAAGCCGAGAAGAGCCCGCGGCGGGCGCUGGGCCGCCCUGCCUGCCCUCCUCCCAGGGCCGCGGAGAGCAGAUAUGAGAUCGCCUCGGUGCCAGUAUCCUUACAGACUGUGAAACCCGCUGCCGACAGGGCGAACCCGAGAAUCGGCGUGGGAGCACUGGCCUUCAGUCCGGACAACUACUUCCUGGCCACGCGGAACGACAACGUCCCGAACGCCGUCUGGAUCUGGGACAUAAAGAAGCUGAGACUAUUUGUGGUGCUUGAGCAGCUGUCCCCUGUGCGCGCCUUCCAGUGGGACCCGCAGCAGCCCCGGCUGGCGCUCUGCACGGGAGGCGGCAAGGUGUACGUGUGGUCGCCAGCGGGCUGCGUGUCCGUGCAGGUGCCCGGGGAAGGUGACUUUCAGGUGCUUUCUCUGUGCUGGCAUGUAAAUGGGGACUCACUGGCCCUCCUCAGCAAGGACCACUUCUGCCUGUGUUUCCUGGAAACGGAGGCCGGGGUUCGCACAGCCUUCGGACAGCCGGACAACUGCGUGUAGGCCGUGCGCCAGCGCCCGUGUGUAGUGGAAGGACACUCGGCACGUGUCCACUGUGGGGAAGGAAGGGGCUUCUGGGGGCAGCUCCCACCACGGCAGUCCAAAUGACAUGACUUAUUUUUCUAUAGCAAGCCUUUUGUAAAUAUGUAUGGUAUACUGUAAUUUUUAUUUAAAAUAAAUAUUUACUAAUUCA